CGGCCUUCCCCACUCUUAGCUUUCGACCACUCACUCAUGACCGCUCCACCAUCCCCGACGCCUGGCAACAUGUCGACGACGCCUCAAGGAGCAGGUACGCCCAACGCGGCCAGUCUACCUCCUGCGCCGUCUCGUUCGGCGCAGCGUGAUGGGACGAGUAGUUUAGGGACGUUUGGGGUGAAAUCGGGGCUGGCGCAGAUGCUGAAGGGUGGGGUAAUCAUGGAUGUCGUGAACGCUGAACAAGCCCGCAUCGCCGAGGAAGCUGGCGCCUGCGCUGUCAUGGCUCUUGAGCGCGUACCCGCCGACAUUCGUGCUGAAGGUGGCGUCGCGCGGAUGAGUGAUCCGCAAAUGAUCAAGUCCAUCAUCGACGCUGUUACAAUCCCCGUCAUGGCGAAGGUUCGCAUAGGUCACUUCGUCGAGGCGCAGAUCUUGCAAGCAGUCGGCGUCGACUACAUUGACGAGUCAGAGGUCUUGACGCCAGCAGACGAAGAGCACCACAUCAAUAAGCAUAACUUCAAGGUUCCCUUCGUCUGCGGCUGCCGCAACCUAGGCGAGGCCCUGCGUCGCAUCUCUGAGGGCGCCGCCUUCAUUCGUACUAAGGGCGAAGCGGGCACGGGAAAUGUCGUUGAGGCGGUGAGGCACGAACGCGCGGUCAUGAGCGAUAUCAGGCGAGCUAGCGCGAUGAGCGAGGACGAGCUCUACGCCUUCGCAAAGGAGAUCGGGGCGCCAUUCCAUCUGCUGAAAGAGACAGCGCGCCUGAAGAGGCUACCGGUGGUAAACUUCGCGGCGGGCGGGAUUGCGACGCCUGCGGAUGCGGCGCUGAUGAUGCAGUUGGGGUGUGACGGCGUCUUCGUCGGCUCGGGCAUCUUCCACUCCGGCGACCCCGCAAAACGGGCGCGCGCCAUUGUGCAAGCGGUCACGCACUACAACAACCCGAAAAAGCUUGCGGAAGUCUCGCAGGAUCUGGGACCAGCAAUGGUUGGACUGACUAUUGACGACAAGCUGAAGGGCGGACAACUGGCGAAACGGGGUUGGUGAAGGAGAAACUUAACAAGCGAUGUAUAUGUAUAUGUAUAUGUACAUGACAGAAACUGUAGUGCCCGCGCGCGUUC
This is a messenger RNA of Schizophyllum commune H4-8, 1112 nucleotides long. RefSeq names its product vitamin B6 biosynthesis protein. Gene Ontology annotation, molecular function: amine-lyase activity. The transcript has 15 exons. Gene Ontology annotation, biological process: pyridoxine biosynthetic process; pyridoxal 5'-phosphate biosynthetic process; amino acid metabolic process. Bases 37 to 1038 code for a protein of 333 amino acids. The record is from RefSeq and is a predicted model, not a curated record. NCBI's taxonomy places the organism in Eukaryota, Fungi, Basidiomycota, Agaricomycetes, Agaricales, Schizophyllaceae.